Ochotona curzoniae (black-lipped pika) is the source of this 3303-nucleotide messenger RNA. It is a transcript of the gene ACSS1, whose product is annotated as acyl-CoA synthetase short chain family member 1. Lineage: Eukaryota; Metazoa; Chordata; Mammalia; Lagomorpha; Ochotonidae. The coding region runs from base 14 to 2047 and encodes 677 amino acids. Gene Ontology annotation, molecular function: acetyl-CoA synthetase activity; AMP binding. Gene Ontology annotation, cellular component: mitochondrion. The record is from RefSeq and is a predicted model, not a curated record. The transcript is spliced from 14 exons.
GGCGUCGGGCGAGAUGGCGGCGCGCAGCCUGGGCCGCGGCGUCGGGCGGCUGCUGGGCAGCUUGCUGGUGCGCUCGGGGCAGCCGCUGCGGUCGCUGCGCUGGGUGAGCGCGCCGCGCGGGGCAGACGCCCCACCGCCCGGCUCGUACCCGGUGCUGAGCGCGCAGGCGGCCCGGGAACCCGCCGCCUUCUGGGGGCCGCUGGCGCGGGACGUGCUGGUGUGGGACACCCCCUACCACACGGUGUGGGACUGCGACUUCAGUCGCGGCAAGAUCGGCUGGUUCCUGGGAGGCCGGCUCAACGUGUCCGUCUGUUGCUUGGAUCAGCACGUGCAGAAGUCCCCCGAGAGUGUCGCUUUGAUCUGGGAGCGUGAUGAGCCUGGGACGGAAGUGAGAAUCACCUACAGGGAGCUGCUGGAGACCACGUGUCGCCUGGCCAACACGCUGAAGCGGUAUGGAGUCCAUCGAGGGGACCGCGUGGCCAUCUACAUGCCUGUGUCCCCCAUGGCUGUGGCAGCCAUGCUGGCCUGUGCCAGGAUCGGAGCCAUCCACAACGUCGUGUUUGCUGGCUUCAGUGCCGAGUCCUUGGCUGGGAGGAUCAAUGAUGCCAAAUGCAAGGUGGUCAUCACCUACAACCAGGGACUCCGUGGAGGACGCGUGACAGAGCUCAAGAAAAUCGUGGAUGAAGCCGUGAAGCAGUGCCCAACUAUCCAGCAUGUCCUGGUGGCCCACAGGACAGACGCCAAGGUCAACAUGGGGCCCCUGGACGUCCACCUGGAGCAGGAAAUGGCCAACGAGGUCCCUGUGUGUGCUCCAGAGAUCAUGGGCAGUGAGGACAUGCUGUUUAUGUUGUAUACCUCAGGAAGUACCGGCAAGCCCAAGGGGCUGGUCCACACCCAGGCAGGCUACCUGCUGUACGCUGCCGUGACACACAAGCUCGUGUUUGAUUACCAGCCAGGAGACGUCUUUGGCUGCGUGGCCGACAUUGGCUGGAUCACCGGACACAGCUAUGUGGUAUACGGGCCGCUCUGCAAUGGUGCCACCAGCGUCCUUUUCGAGAGCACUCCGGUUUACCCUGAUGCUGGUCGGUACUGGGAGACAGUGCAGAGGUUAAAGAUCAAUCAGUUCUAUGGAGCCCCGACGGCUGUGCGGCUGCUGCUGAAGCACGGCGAUGCCUGGGUGAAGAAGUACGACCGCUCUUCCCUGCGCACCCUGGGGUCAGUGGGAGAACCCAUCAACAACGAGGCCUGGGACUGGCUGCACAAGGUGGUGGGGGACGGCAGGUGUACGCUGGUGGACACCUGGUGGCAAACAGAGACGGGCGGCAUCUGCAUUGCACCACGGCCCUCCGAGGAAGGCGCUGAGAUCCUGCCUGGCAUGGCUAUGAGGCCCUUCUUUGGCAUCCUCCCUGUUCUCUUGGAUGAGAAGGGGAACGUCGUGGAAGGCGGUGACGUCACUGGGGCAUUGUGUAUCUCUCAGGCCUGGCCGGGCAUGGCCAGGACCAUUUAUGGCGACCACAACAGAUUCAUAGAUUCCUACUUCAGGACAUUUCCAGGCUACUACUUCACUGGAGACGGGGCCUACAGAACCGAGAGUGGCUAUUACCAGAUCACUGGGCGCAUGGAUGACGUCAUCAAUAUCAGUGGCCACCGGCUGGGCACCGCCGAAAUUGAGGAUGCCAUAGCUGAACAUCCCGCAGUGCCAGAGACCGCUGUUGUCAGCUUUCCCCACGACAUAAAGGGAGAAGUCCCCUUUGCCUUCAUCGUGUUGAGAGACGAUGCCAGCGACACAGAAUCGGUGAUGAAAGAAGUGAAGUCAUCAGUGGCCUCCAGAAUCGCCAAAUACGCUGUGCCCGAUCAGAUUCUGGUGGUGAAACGUCUUCCCAAAACCCGAUCCGGGAAAGUCAUGCGGCGAUUGCUGAGGAAGAUCGUCAUGGGCACAGUCCAGGAUCUGGGGGACACCACCACCCUGGAGGACCCAAACGUCAUUGUGGAGAUCAUGAACACCUACCAGAAACACAAGGACAGGCAGGCAGCAGCCACCAAGUGAAGGCGUGCAGCGCAGGUGGCUCCCGGGGCCGGGGCCAGACCUGAGCCCUCCCUGCCCUCCAGAUGGAGCCCCCCACGUGGCCACUCCACCCUAAUGUGAAGCCAGGCUGAGUUCCUUUUUCCUCCCAGGGAGAGGCAGGCUUUGUCCCUUGGCCCUGAAUUUAGCUUUUUUGGAGGCUUAGGUUCCCAGUCCCCACCUUCCCAAGCCCUCUCGUGGCAGCACGGGGGCGUGGGAAGCCUGGUUAAGGCGUGUCUGUUCACACAGCUUAGGAUCGAAGCAACCACAUUUCACUGUAUGUAAGUGUGUAAGACAGACUUGAUUUUUUUUUUCUAUUUUUCUAUGUUAGAAGGAUGAUAUGCAUUAGCCUGUGCACACUCUUGGUGACAAUGAGUGUGGGGAAUCUCCUUGCUUCGUCCCCACUAGUGGGGAAAUGUGAGCGGCAGGGAGUACACUUCCACAGAUCUGAAUGGGAGAUGUUUGCACCCCUCCCCUUGCCAACAACUGUUGUCUGAGCCCCGCGUCCCACUGUGAGCCUCCUGGUCGCUGUUGUGAUGGGAUGGUGAUCCCCGCUCACCUCCAGCUCCACCUGGUCAUACUGUUUCUCUAAGCUGUGAUCUGCAGAGAGUUCCCUUCCUUUGGAUGCCUCUUGGCCGGAGGUGGGCAUGCACUCAGUCUGGGCAGGGUUGCUCAGGGAAGACUUCAGGGUCUCGUGAGAGCACCGCUUAAGCUGGAAGCGGGCUCCCUUGAGACCUGCCUGCCCUUUCUCCUCCAGUUGGAGCUGCAAUCGGUUGAGUCUCUCACUGUGCCUUAAAUCCUCUGAAUAAGAGCACAAUUGUGUAAAUCUUGAGGUCCAUCAGUGCCUACAGUGGUGACAGGUGGAUGUGGCCCAGUGGGCUGGGUCCUGGAGGACAGGGAAAACUCCACCCCCACCCCCACCCCACAUUUAGCUGUGCUCCACACUGCCUGGCAGCUGGGUCAGUGUUCACGGGGUGUCGGGUGCUGAACACCUCCUCUGGGCCAGCAGCUGGGGUGGGCAGGUGAGGAAGCCUUGUGUGGCCAAGCUGUGGCACUGGCUGCAAAACGCACACACACUGAACUGUGGUCCUUUAGCAUUAGCAUCAGAGAGCUGUGCACCAAGCUUGGUGGAGCGUGGCUGUGGUGCUAUGUAUGAGAUGGCUUGGUUUUCCACAUUGUAGACAGUGUACAGGUCUGGAGAUGACCUGCUGAGGAGCCUAAAUAAAACUUUAUUUUAUUCA